GUGUUCUGGUGACGCCUGUGUUUUAUUGAGGAUCAUUAACUGACGUUAAAGUGAAAGUAAACCAGGAGGAAAAUCAGGAGCACGUUUGAUUCUCACUCAGUUUCGUCUGCUUUUAUGAAUUAUAUUCGAAUGUGCUGAAUGUGUCUAUUGGCUCAAAUUCAUCAUAAUUAACACUGUGAUUUAACGGACGAGUCUUCGGUGUCUCUGAAAUGUUGCCGAUUAUUUUUAUCAUCGCUUUACUGGUGAAUCUCCUCAUAGAGACUACAGAGUCGUUCACUGUUGUGGUUCCUCGUGAUCAGACAGUGGCUCGUGUCGGGUCCACAGUCACUCUGCCCUGCUGGAUCUCUCCUCCUGAGAACGCUGAAGUUCUGGAGAUCCGCUGGUACCGUCAGGAGUUCAGCAACCCGGUUCUCCUCUAUCAGAAUGGGAAGAUCAUCCAGGAGGAAUCGUUCAGGAACCGAAGCUCACUGACUCUGCGCUCGGAUCAGUCUGGUGGACUGAAGGAUGGAGACGUCUCUCUACGGCUGGAGAAACUCACAGUUCAGGAUGAAGGUUCAUUUCGCUGUUAUGUCAGUGGAGAAAGUGUGUAUGACAGCAGAGAGUUGGUUCUCAAAGUCAUUGCUUUAGGAUCCGCUCCUGUCCUGUUUCCGCAGCCUCUGGAUGAUGGACGAGUGAACAUCAGCUGUAAGUCCAGCGGCUGGUAUCCAGAGCCGGACGUCUCCUGGACGUCAGAUGAGCGAACGGUUCUCCGUCCUGGAGGAGUGUCUCGCAGUCGUGGAGCCGAUGAGAUGUUCUCUGUCCACAGCUGGACGGCCGUCUCUCACUCGGACGCUCAACUGGUCUCAUGCUCAAUAUCUCUCAAGACUGGAGAGCUCAGAGAAGGAAGAUUGAGCAUAAAAGCCAUCAUCUCUUCAGAUCCACCAGAUUCAUCAGAUCCAUGGAUGGCUCUUUUCAUCAUCGCCUUCAUCUGUGUUCUGGGCUUGAUUGGGUUUAUCCUGUACAAAUACAGACAUAAACUAACAGGGAAGAAAGCCGUUAAAAAAGUUUGUGACGAUGAAACUAUGGAGAGUCUGACAAAAGUUCGUGACGAUGAAUCUAUGGAGAGAGGGACAAAAGAAGAUGCGGGCAGUUCUUCAUCGUGUGCUGGGGCUGCUGCUCCACAUGUCCAUUCACAGCCAUCAGAGAGGAAGAAAACCAUUAAAAAAGUUUGUGACGAUGAAACUAUGGAGAGUCUGACAAAAGUUCGUGACGAUGAAUCUAUGGAGAGAGGGACAAAAGAAGCAGUGAAAGACACAAAUACGGAAGAACAGAAGAAAGAUACAGUAGGUGAACAAGACUCAUCAAACCAAGAAGAGAAACCCACAGGAUUGAGUCCUGACCAGACUAGUCCUUCAGCAGAUGAGGGCAGUUCUUCAUCGUGUGCUGGGGCUGCUGCUCCACAUGUCCAUUCACAGCCAUCAGAGAGGAAGAAAACCAUUGAAAAAGUUUGUGACGAUGAAACUAUGGAGAGUCUGACAAAAGUUCGUGAUGAUGAAUCUAUGGAGAGAGAGACAAAAGAAGCUGUGAAAGACACAAAUACGGAAGAACAGAAGAAAGAUACAGUAGGUGAACAAGACUCAUCAAACCAAGAAGAGAAACCCACAGGAUUGAGUCCUGACCAGACUAGUCCUUCAGCAGAUGCGGGCAGUUCUUCAUCGUGUGCUGGGGCUGCUGCUCCACAUGUCCAUUCACAGCCAUCAGAGAGGAAGAAAACCAUUAAAAAAAUUUGUGAAGAUGAAACUAUGGAGAGUCUGACAAAAGUUCGUGAUGAUGAAUCUAUGGAGAGAGAGACAAAAGAAGCAGUGAAAGACACAAAUACGGAAGAACAGAAGAAAGAUACAGUAGGUGAACACGACUCAUCAAACCAAGAAGAGAAACCCACAGGAUUGAGUCCUGACCAGACUAGUCCUUCAGCAGAUGCGGGCAGUUCUUCAUGGUGUGCUGGGGCUGCUGCUCCACAUGUCCAUUCACAGCCAUCAGAGAGUGUGGGAGACACAAAUAUAGCAGAACUGAGGAAACAUGCAGUUGAGAUCACUAUUGAUCCUAAGUGUUCACAUCCAGGUCUGAAGGUUUAUCCAGACCGUAAAACAGUGAGAGACGCUCCAGAUUAUAAACACACUGGAAAAGGAUUUCCAUAUGAAUUAUGUGCAGUUGGAGCUCAAAGAUUUAGAUCUGAGCGUCGCUAUUGGGAGGUAGAUUUGGCACUAGAAGAUAAACCUCCUAAAAACUACUGGUUAAUUGGUGUGACGAAACAUGCAAAUGUUCGUGCAAAAGACAGAUCUGCUGUAACUCCAUCAAACGGGUACUGGUUCUUGUGUUCAGACGGUCCUAAUGGCUUUUACACCAGCUCUGAUCCACCAGUUUCUCUCUCACUGACGCCGAGACCCGAACGACUGGGAGUUCUGUUAGAUUAUGGUGAAGGUCAGCUGUCAUUUUACAAUGUCAAAGAGAGGAAACAUGUGCUGACCAUGAACAUCAGAUUCCCUGAAUCAGUCAGUCCGCUGUUUAAUCCAGGGGUCGGAGAUCAGAGUUCACUUAUGAUUCUGGAUUGUCCAGAACCUGUAGAAACACCUGCAGAGUCCAGUGACCCUUUACUGAGGAACAGCUCAGACGCCUGACUGACCAAUCCUGUGUGUUCAGGCCGAAUGAAGCUCGUGCAGAUUCAGACACAGAUGCUUCUCCCUCUUUCCCAUCGUUACACAUCAGAGUCGAUCAGAGGACGAACAUGAGACGACUGAAGGAAAAUGCUAUAAAACCCAAAUGGGUGGAAAUAUGGAUGAGGAAAGUGUCGGUUCUCAGCAGCAUCUCGACUGAAGUCUAAACUUGUAUAUUAUGAAUAUUGGCUCUUAUACGACAAACUGCUCGUUCUUCAUUUGUAAGUCACUGAUAAAAGCCUCUGAUUAUGAAUGUUAAUCCAAAUCUUCAGCCUUACAGGAGGAACAAGACUUAAAGGGUCUCAAAAUGCUCAAAAAUAUGAUUUACUUUUUACUGUAUUUUGAUGGAGAAACAUGAUGUCUAAAA
Molecule: messenger RNA, 3060 nt
Organism: Pimephales promelas (fathead minnow)
Lineage: Eukaryota; Metazoa; Chordata; Actinopteri; Cypriniformes; Leuciscidae
Source: RefSeq, a predicted model, not a curated record